Phalacrocorax carbo (great cormorant) is the source of this 7447-nucleotide messenger RNA. Lineage: Eukaryota; Metazoa; Chordata; Aves; Suliformes; Phalacrocoracidae. The record is from RefSeq and is a predicted model, not a curated record.
AAACGGCUGUUUGAGUGAUUUCUCCUCCCUCCUUCUCAAAGUGCUAAUGUCCCCGUUGCAACUUCCUAAGCAGCCUGCAAGAAAAGCAAAGAAGAAGAAAGGCACAUUCUGGGGCAUCGAGGUGGCUGAAACACUCAGGUGGCAUGGCUGGGAACUCGGAAAAGAGAUGAUCAAACAUCUGAUCUUGAAAAAUGUUCAUAAGAAAACCCAGAAGCUGAGCUACAGAUGUCCUUCCACGCGAUUCUUCUUCACAGUUUUUCCACAGCCGAUCACUCUGAGCCCUGGUAUGUCCUUAACUCUGCCCAUCGUUUUCCGGCCCACUGAAAAGAGGGAGUAUGAGGACAGCAUCUGCUUUAAGAAGGCUGAGGGUGAGUUCUCUGUCACCCUGUGUGCUACACUUCCACGCCCCUGCCUGUCCUUCCCAGCUGCUGUCCAGUUGCCUGUCUGUGCUGUCCACAAUGUCACAGAGACAACAUUCCCUGUGCGUAACAUCGGUGAUCUUGUUACUGUGUUUUCCUGGGAGACACCGAGCCCUUUCUACAUGAUUCCUGACUGUGGCAUGCUGAACCCAGGUGCCGAGUGCAUGGUCAAGGUGGUCUUCCAACCCAAGGUGGCUGUGGUGUAUGAAGUGGCAGCAAUAUGCUGGUUUGGAGGUGAAGAGAAACAAAAGAGGACUAUCCAACUAAAAGCCCUGGCCAAAUACCCCUACUUGCGGGUGAGUGUGACAGAGGAAGAGCAUGAAGGUUCUGGAGAGCCUGGGAGGUUUCAGGAUGUGCUAUGCUUUGGAUCAGUGCCAGUGGGGACAACUGUGGAGAAGUGUGUAGAAAUCUUCAACAUGUCUGUGGUAGAUGCACCAUGUAGGAUAGAAAAAGCUAAAGACCCUCUGGUUCGAGAUCAUGUUUUCUCCUGUGUUCUGUCUCAUGGUGUUGUCCCUGCCAAAGGGAAGCUGGCUUUGUGCAUACGAUUUCACCCACAGACAGUAGGAGAGCACAGUACUGACUAUUUCACUAUUGUAUCUGCUGGAUGCCUCCUGCAGACUGUCCUGAAGGUGGUUGGCUCAUGUAAAGGUCCUUUGGUGUCCCUGCACCAAUAUUCUGUGAACUUCGACUGGGUCAAUAUUGGGGAAAGUUUGAUGCAGAUGCUGAAAAUCAGCAACAUCUCAGAUGUCCCAGCAUAUUACCAGUUUGAUAUUGAUGGCAGAGAGAGCGUCUUCUCCUUGGACCGCCCAUGUGGAGUCUUGGAGGGCAAAACAACGCUAGCACUGAAGGUGACCUUUCGACCUACUCACCCCAUCAGCUAUCACCGCAGAGUGGUGUGCCUUGUCCACCAUCAGGAACCCCUGUAUGUGGACUUUUUUGGUACCUGUCAUUCAGACACAGCUAAGCCAGCCAUCCUUCAGGCAAGACACCUCUCCUGGUACCAAACCAACAUGGCGAGGGGACUGACCUUCUACCCCCCUGAUCUCCUGAGUGUGAUGCUGAAGGAUGGGAAGUUGCAGAGGGAUGAAAAGGGAGCCCUCAUGCUGCCCCCUGAGAUCACUGAGGACAACCCUCCCAAGGAAUACUCUGAAGCCAACUCCAUGGCUGAAUAUUUCUAUGAUGGUGUAAGCAGUGACCUGGCCUUGUUUCACCCUCAUGUUAGUGUCAGCCCCAGGGAGUAUGAUUUUGGCUGCUGCGUGCCGUUUCACAAGGUAGAACAGCUUCCUCUCUGUGUGACCAACCACACCAAAGGCAAGAUCACUGUUGCCUGGACUCUGAGGCAUGGCAGUGCCUUCCGAGUGAGCCCUGAAAUCUGCGACAUCCCACCUUUGAAGUCUUCAGCCUUCCGUGUCCUUUUCCAGCCUGCUCAGCUCAACAGUCUCUAUUCAGCCGAGCUGGAAGGUUUUGCCUUCUACAAGGUACUGAGACACUACAGCAAUAUUCAGGAGGAUGCUACCAUCUGUCCAUCCUGGUGCCUAACUGUCAGGCUGAGAGCACAUACGUAUGAGGCAGAACGGGAGCAUUUCAUCCCACAGUACAUCCUGGAUGUCCCCAAGACUUUUCCUCCUGUGGCUCCUAAUACUGAUACCUACUGCAGUAUGCUGCUCUUGAACACGGGCACCUCAUUGAUAACCUUCAGUGUGAACCAAGCUGCUUGUCCCUCUGUUUUGAUCAAGCCCCGCUCAGGACACAUUGUUCCAGGAGGCCACCAGAUUUUCUUUCUCUCCACUCACCCAGUUAACACAGUCUUGCAGCAGCAUGUCCUGCUUUUGCAGCUGAACUCUUGUCCUGGAUACACCAAGGAGAUUGCUCUCCGGAGUUGUGGGGAGUCCCUUCUUUUGCUCUUAGAAGGUGAAGGAAAUCUAUACUUCAAGCCUGCCUAUAUAGGGACCUCCUCUACACGAAUGUAUACCAUAAAAAACUGCACAAGGCUACCAAUGGUUUUCACAUGGAAGAUCAGUCAGUCUGACAGCAAGAUCCUGUCUGUCAGCCCCACUGCAGGCAUCCUCCAGCCCUAUGAAGCCAUGGCUCAGGCCUGGACUUUUACUCCUGACAAGGAGACCAAGUAUCUGCUGAGAGCUAUGGUGUUUGUGAGGAGGGAAAACUCAGACCCUGUGUCUCCCAAAAGUGUCCAUUAUGACUUAAGAAUUGUUGGAGAGGGGGUACUGGGCACAAUCAAGGCACAAAAGGAGCACCUGGACCUUGGAAACGUUCUGGUUGGUGACCUGCAAAGCUGCAGUGUUGUACUGCUAAAUGAUGGGAUCUGUUCUUUGAAGUAUGUCCUCAGCGUGGAACAACUGAUCACCGGGCCUUGUGACCCUGAGGAGGUCCGCAGUGACCCACUGGCUCUAGAGCUGGAACAGUCCAGAGGCACAAUCCCCGCAAGGUCAAAAGCUUUUGUCCAAAUAACAGUCAGGCCAGCCCGUCGACUGCAUUACACUUGGUCAAUCAAAUAUGCUAUUUGCGCACCCACAGCUACAGAUCUUGCAAAUACAGAAGAGGAGCAGCAGCCCCUCUGCUGCAUUGUAGCGACAGGUGUCUAUCCAACUUUCUGCAUCACAGAUGCCUGUUCAGCAGGGAGUGCCAGUGGUAUCAGCAAGUUGUACCUCUGGAGGCUCUUUUCCUUGGACACACUGAAUGAAUACCUGGAGCGAGACCCAACUCCCAGAGAGCUCACCUACAGAGUUCCCACAAGGCACAGCACAUGCUUGAUCCCUCGAGUGUACACCCCUCUCCUGCUGGAUUUCAACUUUGGGGCUGCCUCGAUAGGUUCAGAGCCUACCCUCGUGGUGCUCCUGCUGGCAAACAAGGGCGUGGUGCCUGUGGAGUGGGCCUUCUUGUUUCCUUCUGAUCAGAAGAUGGACAUGGAGCACUGGGCAGAGGAUGCUGAGUUUAGCCCCCAUGAGCUGCACCAGAUGAGAAUUCAGGAUAACCAGCUCUUCAGUGUUUCUCCAAAGUCAGGGAAACUUCUUCCAGGACAGGAGGAAUCUGUCCACCUCUCACACAGACAUGAUUUCGUUGGCACCGAUUACCUCCCUGUCCUGCUGAAGGUUUCCUAUGGCCAUGAGAUUCUGCUGAACUUCAGUGGCGUAACGGUGGAACAGGACCAGCGGUACCUUCAUUUUGCAUCCACAAAGCACAUCUUCACACCCAUUGCUGUUGGAACCUCCCACCCCCCCAGACAGAUUUAUGAACUCUACAAUGGCGGCUCCAUGCCUGUGAUGUUUGAGGUUCAGCUGGACAACCUUGUGAGGAUCCAGGAGGAGAAUUUUCAUCAUCCUGUGUUUGUCUGCCUAACUCCUAGAGGAGAAAUCCCCCCUGGCACAACAGGCCACAUUGAGUGGAUCUUCUCACCACUGGAAGCCAGAAUGUACUUGGUUGAUGUUCCCAUCCACGUCCUGGGGGGUGAAUCAGCUCUGAUCACCUUUCAGGGAAUAGGCUACAGUCCGAAUACUGUAGGAGACACUGCCACAUCCAGCAAAGUUCUGUCUACUUCAGUCUUUCCAGGUUCUACCAAGCUAACUGUGCCUGGGCAGGCAGCCACCUUGUCACACCAUAGGAUUUGCCUUGGAAAUAUCCCAGACUGCACCAAAGUCAGUCGACUUGUCUUUCUCAACAAUAUCUCGGAGAACAAAGCUGUUGUGUUUGCCUGGCAGAUAAGCACCUGUAAAGACAAGGGGAUGUUGCACAUUGCUCCAGAUUCAGGGCUUGUGCAGCCUGGAGAGAGCAUCCCUUGCUUUAUCACCCUGCAACCUUCAGGGAGUGCUUCCUUCUACAACAAAGAUCUGGUGUGUGAGGUCUACAUCCAGGAGUCCCUGAUUCAGUAUGAGAAGGACCUGCAGGAGUGGGAAAGGGCAAAGGAACAGCAGGCGGUGGAGUUCACCAUCACAGAGAAGGACCUUGAGACUAAGAAGAAGCCAAAGUCACCUGCAGAGAGGUCAUCAGAUUCUGCUGAGACAGAAAAUCUUCCUGAAUCCUCAGCUGUGAUCAGGAAAUUCAAGACACUACCCCCUAUUAAAAACCACCCUAUGCCCAAUCUGCCUGCUGGACACUUUCAGAGGAGGCUGCUGUUGGACAAAGAAGCCAGCCAGGUGUGGGUCAAACCAGAGUCCCCCAAGCCCAUCUUCUUACACCUUGGUGUGACAGCCAGGUCCUACUCUAUUGAAGAGUUCUUCAGCAACUUCACCUCGGAGUUCCCCAAAUACUUCUUGUCCUGCCCCUUCAGCAACUGGCCCUUGGAGAACAAGUUUGUGGACGGGAGUAGGGACAGAGACAGGAUGGACAUGGACCCCAAAUGGCUGUCCCUGGCUGCUGCUUCCAAACAGGAGCUGCAGAUAGUGACUGACAUACUCACAGGUACCAUCAGAGGCCUCUUGGAGAACACCCGGUUCCAUGAUGCAGUGAGAAAAUGCCUGGAUGAGCCCAUUCCGUAUUUCUCCCAGUUCCGGUGUGAAGAAUCAGCAGAGCUCCAGGACAGGAGACAGAUCCCCUUCAGGGUCUCUGCUUCCCCAGAUCUUUACCCUGAAAAGGAUGGAGAGAGGAAAGAAACAAGGCAGGAAACCUCUCCCAACAAUGAUUUGCUGGAGCCUUGGGAGAGGAUGAGUGAGAUUUUGCACCACGAGCAGUUGAGGGAGCAAAAGGAGAUGAUGAGCAGCCAGCCUUUGGGAACCUGGUGGAGCUGGUGCUGGAAAACACACUGCAGAAUAUCCUGAUUGAAGCCAGCCGUGGGGAGGUGGUGCUGACAGCCCGGCCCAGGGUCAUUUCUCUACCCCCCAGCCCUUCCCGAAGAAUCACCAAUUCAGCACCACCACCCCCAAGAGCGUAGCUGCCAGGCACUGUGCUGCUUGAGGUCUUUAAGCACAUCAACUCUCCACUCUUCAUCCCAUCCCUGUGAUGUCCAGAGCAACUCUGACCCUCCCACACCAUGACCUGAGCUCAGUAUGCUGGCUGCCUCUGAGAAGGUAUGUCCUGAUUCUGUCCUCAGCUCCAAUUUGAAUCCUCUCGCAACUGCACAGCAGAGUUCAUGAGAUCUCCUCUCCCUGUGGCUGACCACAUCAUCGGAGAAGAACAUCACUGCGCUACAGGAAGCACAUGGACAACCUCUGUGACUUCCCACUGCCCCCAGUCUGUACCAGCUGGAAGAGGAGUGGAAUCUACUUUGAAAUGUAGCUGAGGAAGUACUGGCAGCUGGGCAUUGAGGUGCUGAGCCCCUGUCAACAUCAGUAGCGUGCAGAUAUUUAUUCUUCCUCCCUUCCUUGCCCUAGUGGCUGCUGCAAGUCCCACGUCCAGAGACCCAGCCUGAGAGAGCAGCUGCAGCACCAUCUAGCACACUCGGCAGUCCAAUAAAAGGAGCUUGGCCUCUGGGCACACAGACACUGGCAUGUAACAUAUGUAAUCGAUGCAUCUGGGUUUGGGAACACCGUGGACAAGCUCUCCCCUUUUCAAACUGCAAAACUGUCACCUGGGGAAGGGGAUGCUAUGAGCCUUGGCCUGGCAUUGGGGUCUGGCAGGCUACAGGAGUCACUGUGAAAGAGCGGGGUUUGUCACAGCCGAGAGGUGGCGGUGUUAGUUGUGAGAAACCCCAGGUGCCAGCGCAGAGCUGGGCUGGUGCUGGGCACCGGCUGCCUGUUCCCUGGCAGAGGCUGCAGGCCGGCCGUGUCAGGCAGCGGGGCUGGCUUUGCAGCAUCUGCCCUCCUCUGCAGCCCUGCUAUGGGCUUUGCUCUACAGGGCUCACCCAGCCACCCUCCUGUGGUGGGGAUGCAGCUGAUAUCCCCCUCCAAACUCUCCUGCCUUGUUCCCAGUGCCAGCACCCAGCCAAGACCUUCUCCCCUUGCAGCUCAAGAGAAGACCAUGCAUGAGGAGCUGCAGAGGGCUUUGCUCGGCAGAGGGCAGAUGUUUGCUGUGCCGGGGGGUGCUGCAGCACACCCAGCACAACCCCAGCGCUACACUCUGUGCGGGAGCCCUACGUGCGUAACCGUUGCUAAGCCCCAGGGCCGAGCUGUUCCUGUUUUUAAAGAUAUAGCAAAGGCACUGCCAGCUCCUGAGCUCAGCCUGGGUGCCUGGGGCCUUCCCAUGGGUCCUGGGGCCUUCUCAUGAGAAGUGCAGACCCUCUACUCCCUCCCCAACACCCUGGGUGCCAGGUCCACAUCACAGCAGCUUCUCUGUCUUACUCUGGGCUUCAGCUGGUGCUGAACAAGCAAUGGGGUACCACCUUCUUCCUCUCCAGCUCGAGGCAGCAGAGGCACCUGGCUGUUCAGUCCAGUUGGGGUGACUGCCUGGUCCAGGCUCUUCACUAGGAUUUGCCCACUACAGAUGCUCUGUAGUCCUGUGACAGGCGUCCUAAGUGGGUAACGCAGGCAGGAAGAGGAGCCUUGCCAUUGUCCUAAAGCAGCUUGAAUCCAGCUGCCUGCAGGAGUCUAAGGGCAGCCUGGAGCAGUGGAGACAGGAUCGGUGAGUUUGCCCAUCUUCAGACCUGCUGCGUGAUCUGAUGCUCUGGGCUGCAUCACCAUUAACUCCUCUGCCUUGUGGGACAGAUGGGUCAACAUGGGGAAUGCUGUGUGUUAGUCUGGUGUAACAACCAAGGGUGAAUGGAUGGAGCCUGAGUGCAGACACAUGCGCAGGGAGGUAGGGGUUUUUUUGUCAUUAAAGCUCCUAUCCUCCCCACUCUCCUGUGCUGAAUGCAGUCUGGACCUGGGGGAAAAAGAACUCACACUGCGCUUUCCAGUUGGAGCACAGUCAGAGGUAAAUUCACUUCUCUGAUUAGUGUCUCUAGUAGGAAAGAGCCAUGAGACAGUGCCUUCAGCAGUGGCUGAGUCAGGGAACCAGACGUUUUAGAGCUACCUACACAUCUGAGAGAUAAAUCUUCCUUCCCUCGGCUCUUUGCAGGGGUGUGAGAUUGUGGUGUGUGAUGGUGGUGUGUCACCUCUAUUCUAGGUCUUUGCUGGUGCCUGUCAACCGGAACCACUCAG